UGUGUGUGUGUGUGUGUGUGCAUCCUAGAGGGCAUAGCAGGGGAGAGAGAACGGAGGGGUGGGGGAUCACAGAUGAGGACAGACUAGAGGGAGGUUCUAAUAAAGGGGAAAAAGAGACAGACCGGAGACCAGCAGGGAGAGAAGGAUACAGGAGAAAAAAAAAGAGAUGAAAAACAGAGGAGACGCACAGGAAGCAGGGUGAAAGAAAUGCGCAAAGAGGGAUGGGAAGGGAGGGAGAGAGUGAGGGAGAGAGUGAGUGAGGGAGGGAGGGAGGGAGGGAGGGAGAGUUCGAGUAGAACAGCUGUACGGUCAAUAUCCUGCGCACAGUUGUGAAUCGGUGCAACAGAGCAAGUGCUCUUUCGCCUUGUUCCUCCUUUCCCUCUCCCUCCUCUCCUCUCCUCUCCUCUCUCGCUCGUUCGAUCGUACGCAGGCGGCCCCGUAGAAUGGAACUGUAGAGAAUGGAUUUCAACAGUCUUCAAAAGAGGCUCCUCUGUUAAUAGCACCACAACAACCGUCCCCACAGUUAGGAUGUCUGGGUUGGAACUGUCAGCUGCUGAGGAACUGAAUGGAACAGUGUUAGACAAGGGACCCUUUCUGAAGUUGUCCCCGACCUCUGUCUCCACGGCGGCUGCCGCUUCGUCAAAUCACCCAGAGAAUGUCUACAUUUAUGUGUCCAUCUUCCUCAGCCUACUAGUCUUCCUGCUGAGCUUGCUCAUCAUCGCCCUCUACAGGCUGAAGAACAUCAUCUCCUCCAGCUCCUCGUACCCCGAGUAUGCCAGUGAAGGCGGCAGCUCCUUCACCAACAUGGAGAUCUGCAGUCUGUCCUCACAAAGGUCAACCGUUUCCUCUCUGUCGUCCUGAAGGACUGCUACGUGUCUGUGGACGUAGAGAUACAGAUACACAACCAUACGUGCACACAUGCACACAAGAACACACACACACACACACACACACACACACA
This is a messenger RNA of Clupea harengus (Atlantic herring), 961 nucleotides long. It is a transcript of the gene sertm1, whose product is annotated as serine rich and transmembrane domain containing 1. Gene Ontology annotation, cellular component: intracellular membrane-bounded organelle. The record is from RefSeq and is a predicted model, not a curated record. Lineage: Eukaryota; Metazoa; Chordata; Actinopteri; Clupeiformes; Clupeidae.